ACCGCACUUCUAUGGGAUUAGUGGCCACAUGACAACACUGGGCUGGCCGCCUAGUGAGCCUUUCAUUUGGCUUCACUUGCAGCGGCGGUGGUGUGUGUGUGUGUGUGUGAGAGAGAGAGAGAGUGUGUGUGUGUGCUGUCCAACAGCUUACUGAGAGCUGGAGAUCUCCAAACUUCACUUCUGCGGACGUGUAAAUGAAGUCUGAACCGGACGGACUGGCAGCUCGAUGGCGGAGGACAUCAGCAGUUUAGCUGCAGAGGACUGUUCGCCCUGUUGUUCAGACGCUUUGAGUCCAGGAGACAAAGAGUAUGAUGACAUUCUGGAGCUCAAUCAGUUUGAUGGACUGCCUUAUUCCUCCAGGUUUUACAAACUGCUGAGAGAAAGGGAAGAGCUGCCAGUGUGGACAGCGAAGAGUGAUUUUAUGGACACUUUGGCCGAGGGACAGUUUGUUGUUGUCAGUGGCUCUGCUAAAACUGGGAGGAGUUCUCAAAUUCCCCAGUGGUGUGCCGAGUUCUGCCUGUCAGUCCACUUCCAGCACGGCACGGUGGUCUGCACGCAGAUCCACGCUCAGCAGGCGGUCGAUCUCACCUUGAGAGUGGCCGACGAGAUGGACGUCAACAUUGGCCACGAGGUCGGGUACAGCAUCCCCCUGGAAACGUGUGGCACCAGUGACACAGUCCUCAGGUACUGCACAGACGACAUGCUCCUCAGAGAGAUGAUGUCAGACCCUUUGCUGGAGCGCUACGGCGUUGUCGUCGUGGACCAGGCCCACCAGAGGACCGUGGCCACCGAUGUGCUCCAGGGUCUGCUGAAGGACGUCGCCCUGCAGAGGCCGGAGCUCCGCGUGGUCCUCCUCACAGCUGUUGAACCCGAGCCCAAACAGCUGGCACACUUCACCGGGUCAGCGGCGCCUCUGAUUCGCCUGCAGAGCCCGGCGGCAGGGGAGGUGGUGCACAGCAGCACAGGAGACGGCUACUUCUGCUCAGCUCUCCGCCUGGUGCUGGAGAUCCACCACUCUGAGGAGGGAGGAGACGUGGUUGUGUUCCUGGUGACGACGCAGGAGAUCGAUCUGGCCCAUGACAUCCUGUGUCAUGAGAGGCACAGCCUACCUCCUGGUCUGGGUGAGCUCCUGCCUGUAGCUGUGCACCCCGGCCAGCCUGGGAGUCUACCAGUCCUGGGGGAGGAGGAGGAGACGAGCCGGACCCGCAGAGUGUUCCUCACAUCGAGCCCGAACGAGGACUUCUUCUGGGCCGUCGGCUCGAUAAGCUUCGUCAUUGACGCCGGGCUGGAGAAGAGAUACGUUUACAACCCCAGGAUCAGAACUAACUCGGUCAUCAUUCAGCCGAUCAGCACAGGUCAAGCCAGGAGCCGCAGACAGCUGGCAGGUCCAACAGGUAAGUGUUUCUGUCUGUACCCUGAGGACCGGCAGCUUCCUGCGGACACACGGCCACACAUCGUGGAGUCCGACAUCACGUCCACUGUGCUCUUCCUGAGGAGGAUGGAGAUCGCCGGACUGCGUCACUGCGCCUUCAUGGACAGGCCAGAUCCUGAAGGUCUGAUGCAGGCUUUGGAGGAGCUGGACUACCUGGCAGCUUUGGAUAACGAUGGCAACCUGUCUGAGAUGGGCAUCAUCAUGUCUGAGUUCCCCCUGGAGCCCCAGAUGGCCAAAACUCUGCUCGCCUCCUGUGAGUUCGACUGUGUCAGCGAGGUGGUCAUCAUAGCCGCCAUGCUAACAGCACCAGCUUGCUUCACGGUUCCCUCCGUGGACCUGAGGCCGGAAGCGACGCAGUGCCACGUGAAGUUCCAGCACCCUGAGGGAGACCACUUCACACUAAUCAACAUCUACAAGGCCUUUAAACAGUGCCAGCAGGACCCACACUGUGAUGUGGAGAAGUGGUGUCAGGAUUUCUACCUGAGCCACGCCGCCCUGCUGAUGGCCGACGCUCUCCGCGCCGAGCUCACCGACACCCUGAAGAGGAUCGAGCUUCCCGUCUCGGUGCCCGCCUUCGGCUCCCGGAGCAACACCCUCAGCAUCAAGAGAGCCCUGCUGGCAGGUUUCUUCAUGCAGGUGGCGCGGGAUGUGGACGGAUCAGGGAACUACUUCAUUCUGACCCACAAGCACGUGGCACAGAUCCAUCCUCAGUCUGCCUACGGAGCCAAGAGCCCCAAGCUGGGCCUGCCAGAGUGGGUGCUGUACCAUGAGCACUCCUUCGCUGAGGACAACUGCCUCCGCACCGUGACCCCCAUAACUCCGGAGCAGUUCAUUCAGAUGGCGCCACAGUAUUUUUUCUUCAAUCUACCACCAAGUGAGAGCAAAGACUUGCUCCAAAACAUUUUGAACCAUGAAGCCUCUCAGUACCAAGAGGAGAAACCCCCAACCUCCCAAGAGGAGCCCCAGGAGGAGCAGACUAAUGACCGCUGUGUCCUGCAGUGACUGACUGGCCCACUGGGAACUGUGAUGGAGAGGAAAUCACCAGUAGGAGUUUUUUGCACAGAGGCACUUCGUCUGGAUAGUUGUAUUAUUGAUCACAUCAUUUCAUUUCCUGUCAUCUGUGCCUGUUAUCCCUUCUUUUUGUCACCAUUACUACGUCCUGUAUUUAUCUUUGAAUAGUUGUACAAAGUGCACUGUUGUUUGAAAUAAAAACAUGAAGUGAUCUUCUCUUGA
Molecule: messenger RNA, 2665 nt
Organism: Acanthopagrus latus (yellowfin seabream)
Lineage: Eukaryota; Metazoa; Chordata; Actinopteri; Spariformes; Sparidae
Gene: dhx32b
Product: DEAH (Asp-Glu-Ala-His) box polypeptide 32b
Exons: 11
Coding region: 227-2434 (735 amino acids)
Cellular component (GO): spliceosomal complex; intracellular anatomical structure
Molecular function (GO): RNA binding
Source: RefSeq, a predicted model, not a curated record